AUUUGUGUGAUUUAAAUGUAUAUUUUAUUUUAGGAAACAAGAAUUGAGGGAAUUAAAAAUGUUGCAAAAGCAAGAAACAAAACAGUUUCAGGAUUUAGCUCUGAAGGCACAGUUUAAUAGAGAACAGCAAGAAAAGAAAUUUGAGCAAGAAAUGAUGCUGCUGGUAAGAAAUUAUGAUAAUGACUUGGAAGCCUUAAACAGACAACAGAAGCAAUUAGUUGAAAAAGCAGAACAGCAGCAAGAUUUAGAUUUGAAGUUUGCUUCUAAAAAAAUACGGGCUGAUCAGGAGCGUGAAAUCAAAGCUUUCCGCGAAUCUUUAAAAAAUGAAUUCAAAUUUCUAAAGCAAGAGACUGAUACAUUACCAAAAGACAAACGAAAAGAUGUUUUUAGGGUUCGUCGAGAACAAAUGGAACUGGAUCACAUUGAAAGGGAGAGAAUUUUCGUGGAACGUCUGAAUGAAAACCAUGAUUUGGCUAUGAAAAGAUUAGCAGAUGGCCACAGAGAAAAAAUAGCACUCCUAGAACGACAAUUUUUACAACAAAAGCAGCAGCUUCUUCGAGCUCGUGAAGCUGCAAUUUGGGAACUUGAAGAAAGGCAUUUACAUGAGAAGCAUCAGUUAGCUAAGCGACAGUUAAAAGACUUAUUUUUCCUUCAAAGACAUCAGAUGUUGGUGAGGCAUGAAAAGGAGUUAGAACAGAUACGUCGCAUGAAUGAUGCUAAAGAAGAAGAAAUGUUGAAGCAACAGGCUGUAGAAAAACGUCAGUGGCCAAAAAGAAUGCGUUCUGAGAUGAAAACUAGGGAGUUGAUGUUUCGGGAAAGUCUACGUAUUAGUUAUGCAAAUUUGUCUGAAUCCCAUGAAGACGAGAGAGAGAAACUUAGAAAGUUCCAAGAAGGUGAAAAGCGUCGUUACAAAGCUGAGCAACAGCGUCAAGAAUUGAAACAUAAAAAACAGCUAGAAGAAUUAAGAGCUCAUGCUGAGGCUACUGUGAAGGAACUGGAGCAAAUGCAAAAUGAAAAAAGAAAGAUGUUAAUGGAACAUGAAACCUUAAAAUUGAAGCAGUUAGAAGAAGAACAUUUAAAUGAACUUAAAGAAUGGAAAGCAAAUCUUAAGCCUCGUAAACAGAGACUUGAAGAAGAGUUUGCUCAUCAGCGAGAAGAACAAGAAAGAUUUUAUGGCACUUCUGCUUACCUCCAAGAUUAUUUAUCAUCAGGAUGUGAAUCCCCUCAUGCACCUGGAACUCCAAACUCUGAAGCUUCAUUCCCUCGUAAUUUCUAAUUCAGCUAUGUGCAUUAUUUUGAUUUAAUCAUUUGUACAGUGCUUAAAGUAUUCUCACAUUGUUGUACUUGCAUAAUGCUUGGUAUGAUGUCUGAUCUCACAUUUUGUGUUGAGGGACAUUGAGAGAUUCCUAAUAGGAAAAUUAAAUCUUUUUUUUUUUUUUUUUUUUUUUUUUUUUGUAAAGUAUGGAAAUUUUAAUUUUAUCUUCCGUAGAUUUGUAUUAAUUUCUAUAAAUUGUAUUCAUAAUAAUUGGUGUACAUAAGAUAUUUGAAUUAGAACAUAUUCCUAUAAUUAAAAUGAAAUCUUUCAAAUUUUUAACCACUGCUCAUUGACAAAAAAUGAAUGUUGACAUGUAUGGGUUUGAGUAUUACAAUUUUAUUAGCUCACAUUUUAUUUCAAAAAGUAAUUUUUUUAAAAAUUUAUGUUUAUAGAAGUUUAUUUAAACUGAUAAAUCACUGGAAAAAAAUGAAUAGAAUGUUUUAUCAUUUAAAAAUGGUAUUGAAUUUGCUUUUAAAUAGCUGGGUAAAUAUGUUGAUCUAGUGUAAAAUGCUUUAUUUACAUUUAUAUCUACUUUAAUUAUGUAAAUAGUUCAUUUGGGUUUGAAUGCCUAGUGUAUGUCUCAUGUAGCAGUGAUAUGCCUCAGAAGGUUACAUGGUAAAUUUCUAGCUGUUUUCUGUGUUGUGAUUGUCAAACUAGAAGUAAGUGUUGCUAGUCAUCUUUUUCAGUUUUCAUUAUCUAACAUUUUAAACCAUAGUUUAAAGUAACUGAUUUGUUAUUUUUCUAACAUACAGCAACAUAUAUUUUAUAUAUGGAUAUUACUAAAGAGAUGCUUAUCUGAAUUUUGAAUAACUUUUCUUCCUUGAAGUGUACUUAAUAUUGCUUCUGAUGUUCUUUUUACAUCUAUGCAAACAUUUUGUAUUAUGUUUAAUGUUAAAAUAUUUCUUAUAAACUCUUAUGAGAGGAAGCAAUGUAAGUGAAGUAGUUGAAUAUUGAAUCGAAUUGCCAUUAAUUAGAAAUGAUAAUAAAAGUAAUUUUGCAGCACUGUGUAAUAUUAAAUUCAACUUUCUGUGUGAGAUGACUUGAAUAUAUGAACAUUAAAUGUGAAAUAUCUGAGAAAGAGAGAAUUUUUCCAAAUUUUAACAUUUGAUCAUGUGUUAUCUGAUCUGGGAACAAUUAAUAGAAAUUUACAUAUUUGUGUAUCUAUCUCAGUUGAAAUAUGAAUUUAUACUUAUAUUGAUGAGAGCUGAAUUUGAAUAAAAACACUGAGUAUGUAAAUUGUAUGAAGGAUUUGUUUUUAAUAUGCAUCUGGUAGAAUAUUUUACUUCUCUGAUAUGUAAAUUAAUGAAACAUUAAGUGAGAUGCCAUGAUAUAUUUACUGGGACAUGCCAUGAUGUAUUUCUUAGCAUGUUUUUAUCUUGAUGGGUCUUGUAAAUUUAUAAAUUUUUGUCAAGAAAAAAUGUAUGAGAUUGGUGAAAUUGUAUAUUUUAACUCAAUUUUCUUUAGAUAUAUCUCAAAUGUCUUAGAAGUGAAACCUUAAGGUGACUUAACUGUGUCUUAAUUCUUUAUAUGAAAAGACCAAGAAAUGUGCAAUUCCUAAUUUCAAAGUCGUGAAUGUAUCUGCUUCUGGAAUGUAAUAUUUUAGAAUUUUGUAAUGCUUGUUGUUACAUUUGCUUGUUUUGCAUUUUGUAAUGCUUGAGAUAGUUUUCUCUAAAUUGAUUAAUUUUGUUCUGGGGGAAAAAGGGUAUUCUUUUGUAUAACACUUUUACUGUGGAAAAAUGUGUGGACAGCAAGCAGUAAAAAAUUUUUGUGCAUUAGAUAGGUAUUUUUGUUUCAGAGUAAAAAUUUAUAAAAUUCUAAAUCAAAGCAUGUACCAGUGAAAUUAUUAAAACUGUCUCACCUCUCUUAAAAGACUUAAUAAGGUAAAAAAAAAAAAAAAAAAAAAAAAAAAAAAAAGUCUUCAUAUGCAUUUGAGCAUAUGAGGCAAACUUUCAUAUUGCAUUUUCAUUAAAUAAUCUGAGAUAUAUUUAGCUAUAUAAAAUAAGACCUCCUGCCAAUAUCUAUGUGUAGUGCCCGAUAUUUGACAGUUAGUAUCUGUAUGAAACUUGAAAUGUUUAUGAAUCUUUCAUAGCUGCCAACUCACUUGGUUUUUUUUAUCACAUCUUCCUGUUUCCCAUUAGAAUGCAAUCUCCCAGAUUUUAGUUUUUACUCUUUAAGAAAAAUGUUUUCUUGUAAUAAAUUAAAUUUGUUGGGUAAUUGAAACUUUAUGCAAAUUACAUUCUCUCAUUCCUGUCGAAUUUUAACCUAAUUUUUCUUAUUAAAUUUUAUGUGGUUUUAUUGUCUGAAUCUGUUUUAUGUAGGGCAUUUUAUGGAGAUGCAACCAAUGUUUAAUCAGUUAAUAUUAUAUUUAAUUUUGUUUUGGUGAAUAAAUGCUAUGUAUUAAUUAUAAAUUUUAUUACUUUAAUAAAUAAAAGCUUUUCUUCAGUAUCAAGAUAUUCUCAGCAUUUAAUAAAGUGUAAGAAAAUUAAAAAAGGAAAUCAGCUAAAGAAAAUAAAAUUUAGAAUAUAUAAUUAAAUAUUAAUAUGUUUUGUGUCAGAAUUAUAAGUAGUUCAACAAUGUGAAGCAUGCAUUAUAAAGUGAAUUAAAAUCAAUUUGAAAAACUCCCAGAAACUUCCAACUUUCAUAUAAGAACUUUGAUUUUUCAUAUUUCAGUGUUGGCAGCUAUGAUAUUUUAAUAAUAUGACAAUUUGUAUCAAAGAUAGGCUGCUUAAGCUUGCAGAUAAAAGUCUGUAAUAGCGAUGAUCUUAAGUUCUAGUUUAUUCAAUAUUUUUUAUUGGUUUACAAAUGCAUAAUGCUGUACUUAAUAAAUAUUUCCAUAAAAGAUGUGAUUUUCCAUUUUUUUUUUCCAGUAUCAGAUGCUAUAUCUAAUGAAUUUUUUUACUGCUGAAUGAAUUUUAAAGUUUUUUCUAUAUUUAUCUUUGAGGUAAUCAGAUGCUGAAAUUAUUUAAGUAAAAUUAAUAAAAGUGUCUUUUAAUUUUUUUCUUUGAGAAACUGGAGGAAAGUGGAUACUUUUCAUUAACAGAAAAUUUUAAUUUGCGAGUCUUGCUGCGUGUAAAGAAUUUGAAAAGAAUAUUUUUAUCUUCACUUUUAUUGCUUUUCACAUUAAAAAGAUGUUAAAUCACAUAAAGAAAUUUAAAAAAUUGAAUGAUUGGAUAUUUCUUUUGAUUAUCAUAUUAAACAUGUAAUAAACUAUUAGUUAUUGAUGGUAAUCAAUGGAUUUAUUUUUACAAUUGAAAACUAAGCAGCAAUUUGCAGUGCCCAUUAUUUUUAGUUGUGUACUCUGAAAUAUUAAUUUUAUGUAUCAUAUCCUUUUCAGGUAGAGUAUGCAUUUAUGUCGUUCCUCAGGGUAUUUUGUUCUUAGACACAUUGCGAGAGAAAUAAUGAUUUCAGUUGUGUUUUUGUAUUAUUACUUAUUCAUUUUUAAUUCAUACAAAAACUAAAAUUGCCCCUUCUGAAUUUGCUGAAUAGGUGCAUUUAAUCUUUCUAUCAAAACAAACUUUUAUUUUAUAUUUAUAAGUGUAAGAAAAAAUGUCUUGCACAUUAAUAAGCACUUUGGGGGUGGAGGUAAAACUAUGAGCAAUAGUUCGAAACCCUUAAUUUAGAAAUAUGUCUUCUCAGGAUGUCCAGGAAACAUCUCAUUUAAACUGUCUUCUCAUUACAAAAAAUUCUCACAGUUCUCAUUUUAAUAAAUUAUUUCCUCGUCAGAUCAAUAAUCAGAAUUUGUUUAUAUUGUACAGAAGAAUAACAGUAACUUUGGCAUCUCAUUAUCAUCAAAUCACUAAAAAAUUUGUUGUGAAAAAUGAAUUUUUCUUAUAGUUGAUAAAAAAUUAAUUUCUAUUUUCUCCAUUUUUUCUAUGUGUAUAAUAAUAAUUUUUUUUUAAUCCAUAGAUCAAUGUAUUUCUUCUUAUACCACUUUUUUCCCCGUCUUUCCUUCCUAUAUUUUUUUCUGUGAAUAUAUUUCAGUGCCUUCAUUAUUGAUUAAAUAUAUUUUAGUGAAUAUGUGUUGUGAUGAAGCAUUACAAAAUAUAUAAUAAGAUUACAUUAGUAUUCAUGAUUUUGCUCAAUAUUUAUAGCACCAUUUUAUUGAAUCCAUUGGUAUUUAUGUUGAAACUUUAUACUAAACUGUGAUAAAUUAUCCUGAAAAUGUACAGGGAUCUUUAAUAAAUUAGUUAUUUUGAAAUUAUUUUACGUACUUCAGAAUUUUAUUUAUUGUAAAUAAUUACAAUUCAUGUAUAUGAAGAAUUAAACUGUGAAAAAUGUGUGUCUUUGUGUGUACUGAAAUUUGUAAUUUUCUUAAUUUAAUAAUAAUUUUGAUAGCAUCCAAACUUUUUUAAUUUUUAAAAAUUUUAUUUUAAUAAGAAUCACAGCAUUUUUUUAAUAAUGAAAAGAAUUGCUCCUUUUCCCAUUCAUGCAUGAAAAUAAACAUAGGAUAAAUUAUAUAUUUUGUAAUUAUUUGUUGUAAUUUUAUGAUAUGUGACAUCACUUAUACGGUGUUUUACAAUCACAAAUUUUAUUGCAAGUAAUAUAAUCAAAGAAUUUUGCAGCAAUUUUUUAUUCAAAUUAUGUGGAAUGUACCUGUACACUACCCGUGUAAAACUAUAAUUUAUAUAGCAUUUUUGUUUAUUCAUUAUAAUGCUAUGUGAUAUUGUUUGAUUUAUUAUAUAUUUCUCAUUUUAUAUAUUCCACACUUAAAAUUAAAAAUAUAUGUUGCUUGAUCGUGUCACGUUAAUGAGCUAACUUAUUAACUAAAUGCUGCAAAACUCCUUUUAACUAUUUUACCUUAUAGCUGAAAAUGGUCUUUAUUUAAUUUUAUUUUCCUUAAAAUGAAUGUAAUAAUGUAAAUAUAUAAGAAGAUUAUGAUUACAUUAUAUGAUUUCAUGUUAAUAUGUUUAGUCUAAUUCUUUUUAAAUAUGAUUUCUUUAAUAUUUUGCAUUAAUUCCUUCUGAUAUCAUCUUAUAUACAGAACAGCAUGUUUCUUUGUUUAAAAAAGGAUUGAAAAAUUGAAGGUUUCUGAGUUAUUUCAUUAAUGUUUAACAUCUUAUGAAACAGUUACUGUAAGUUUGGAAUAAAAAUUAUUAUUGUGCUGAACUUAUGUACUGCUUUUGAUUAUGCUGUAAAUUUCUGCAUAUAAUUUUUUUUAGCAGUUUUGUUCAUUUAUUUUAAAUUAUAAGUAAAAUAUACAGAAAAAUAAAUAGCGUAUUGUAUUGGGUUAAGUUAAAUUUUUGCUAUUAUGUUGCCAUAUUCCCCUAUAAAAUUUUAUAUGUUGAAGAGUAUAUCAAGAUUAUGGCUAUGAAAUUUAGAUAUUUCAUAUACAGACAUACUGAAAAAAAAUAUUUAAAAUUUUUUUAAACUUAAAUAUUGAAGAAUAUAAAUUUAUUAUAUCAAUCAGAUUCUUCAUAAAUAUUAUUAGAAUAUAAAUUUUACAAAUAAGGUCUUUUUGUCCCUUCUUUUUCUUUCUUUCCUUUGAAGCUUAUGUGAUAUGUAAAAUGUGGUUUAUGCUUUUGUAUGCAUAUUAGCUGUAUUGAGAAAGAAGUUUUAAAAUGUAAUUAAUUGUAUACUUAAAAUGCAGUAAAACCUCGCCAAGUUGAUGCAUUAUGUGGUAAAUGAUUUAUAUGCAGGUAUGGAGAGAAUUUGAAAUACAUUUUAAUUGUUAUGAAUUUUCUUUAAAUUUAGAAGAAAAUGAUUUAAAUUUUUUAAUCCAAUGAAUUUAUAUAUACUCUGCCUCUUUUUCUGUUUAUAAUAUUAACUUACAUAUAAAUCAACAUUUAUACUAUGCAUAAGUACCUUACAUUUGGUUACAAUGCAUUUUUUUUUUUUUUUUUUUUUUUCUAAACAUGUUUAAGAAAGUUCUGAAAAGUAUUUUGUCCCACCCCAUUUUUUCCCCCUCUUUUGACAAACUUAAAUGUUACUUGAGUCUUUCAAAUCAGCUUCUGUGCCAUCUUAAACUCUGAUAAAUUGAAACUUGAUCUAUAGCUUGCAAAGCUUUUUAUGUUACACUUAUUUUUAAAUUUAUCUUCUGAGCUUUAUUUUCUCAUCUGUAGUAUCCAUAAAUUUAUGGGGCUGUGUUUAUGUAAUAGCUAAAUCAUUAUUGAUAUUUAUUAGGUAUUGCCCAAAUUCUGAAUCUUCUUUUUCUGAAUUAUCAGUCAUUGCAUGUUCUUAAAAAUGUAAUAAACAGGUGAUUUUGUUGAAAGGGAGAGGAACUUAUGUCAACUUAAGUGGAUUUCCAUUUGCCAGUAUAAAGGUAACAGGUUUUCUCUCCAUAACAAAAUGGUGGUUAGAAUUAAAACACCCUUACUCUGAGCUCUCUGUACAUCGAACUACUGAGUGAAAAGGUACCAGAAUUGUUGAACAUGCUAGUUAAGACAUGCGGAAACGGAUUACGUAAAAAAAAAAAAAGAAUAAGUUCCAGAAACACCAAUAAAUGGCGCUGUACAACAGAAAAUAUGCAUAAGGACACAAAAUACACAUAUGUAACACAUUUUAUUCGAACAUACUAAACAUUCGUAUCACAGAUGACCUUAUCGAUGCAGGGAAAGCUGCUCAAUGUGGUUCCCUUCUUCAAGAUGUAAAAUCUGCAAUCUGUGGACAGCUUGUUCAACUGUGGAUUGUAAUGGGUUGAUUGAGAUGCUUCUCACAUGCAGAGUGAUACUGUCUUUCAAAUCUGCAAAGGUUAUCAAACAUUCUCUGUAAACAAGAUUUUUUUAAGUAACCCCACAGCCAAAAAUCACAGGGAUUAAGAUCCAGAGAGCGAGAUGGCCAGGUUGUCAGAAAUGCAUGACUAAUUACUCUAUCAUUUGUAAAAUGCUGCCAAAGAAACCUCUGUAAACAGAGUCCAAUGUGCUCCAUCUUGCAUAAAGGUAAUUGAAUCAAGACAUUAGUGCUGUUGCAUUUGGGGUACAACAGAAUUUUCGAGUAUGUUUAUGCACCUCCUGGCUGUCACGGUGUAUGUCACAGGGCCAUCAUGCAUAGCCUCUUCAAAAAGGAAAGGUCCAAUAAUGAAUAUGGCUGUGAAUCCUCACCAAACUGUAACUUUUGGUGAGUGAAGUGGAAUCCCUGGAAGGUAUAGGGUUUUCCAUGUCCCAAAUGUGACAGUUAUAGAUGUUAACACUUUACCGACCGCUAGCGGUUCAACAGCAUAUGCACCUCUGCUCAGCCGCAGAUUCUUCAUGUUCUAAAUAACUGUCAGGACAAUCUGAUAAAUUGUCUAAAUAAAACUCUCCAGUACCAUUUUUUUCGCUCAUCGUGAACGGAAUUUUUUUAAAAAACGGUGUGAAAAAUGUGGGAGUUUAUGAAGCAACACACAUAACGCAAGUGAGCAAUGUACAUCAAUACUAAUAAUAAAAUGCAGAUGAUAUAGCAAAUGGCAAUUGUUUAUCGCAAUGGCUACCGAUUGAUAGGCUAUUUUUAGGUAGUCCCGAGAAAAAAGCAAUUAAUAGGGUAUCGGUCCAUAGGCGUUGCCUAAAAAAAGCCGAUUAGUAGGCGAUCGGUCGGUAGACUUUGGUGAUGAAAAGCCGAUUAAUAGGCUAUCGGUUGGUAGGUGUUGGUGAUAAAAAGCCGAUUAAUUAGGCUGCCGGUCGGUAAUGUGUUAACUGUUCCACUUAAAUGGAAAUGUGCAUCAUCGCUCUAUACAAUAUGCUGUGGCCGCUAUUCAUCCACUUCGACUCUAGCCAGAAAUAUUGAUGCAAAGGUCAGUCACUUCUUCCUGUCAAUGCUGAUUAUGACAAAUUUUGUACGGUAAAAAUGCACCAUUUUUCUCAAUACGUUCUGCACUGUACUGUAGGGAAAGACCCAGGUGCUGUGACACCGCAAGUGCACUACUACAUCCUAUAAUGUUAUUCAUUGAUUGUUCAACAAUAGUGGUGGCAGUAUGUUCAAUAACAUCUGAACAAAUCGACUUGUGUCCUCGACCCGGCUGAAUUCUAAGAACUCCAGUUUUCUUGAAUCGAGCAAUCAUCCUCCUGAGAGCUUGUGAAAGUAAUGGUCCUUUGUGUAAAUUCUUAAAUCAACGAAACUCUAAGUGUAGCUGCAGCAUUUCCUUUGUUUUCAUAAAACAGCUUUACAAGCAAAGUGCGUUCUAGCAGUGUGACAGCCAUCGCUGAUAAAAAUUACCUUUUCCCAGUUUUAUCCCCUUUUAUGCCCAAAACAGUAGCCGUGAACCAGGGUUUUAUGUGAAUUUUUGUGCUUAUAGUGCAAAAUUGUAGUUACAAUGACAGUUUAAGUUUCUUCACUUUUUUAUCUCCUUUUUUUCCCUAUCAGCAAUAGAAAUUAAAAAGCAAAAAUUCCAUACUGCAUGUGAUUAUUUGUCUCUUUUUAUCAUAUUUUCUGUUGUACAGCACUAUCCAUUAAUGUUUCUGAAAUUAAUUUUUUUUUCGUGUAAUCCAUUUUCCCAUGUCUUGAUUAGUAUAUUCACCAAUUUUGGAGCCUUUACACUCAGUAGUUCAAUAUAUAGAGAGAUCAGAGUAGGGGUGUUUUAAUUCUGACCAUUCUGUGUAUUCACCAAACAGAAUUUUAAGGAAAAUCAAAUCACUGGAAAUGUUGACUUAUUGAUGGUUGAGAUAGCGAGGUUUCACUGUACUUAAAAUUCUGUGCAAUAUUCCUAGGAAAUAGCAAUUACAGCCAAAUUUAUGAGGUAGUCAUUUUACAUUGUGUUCUGGAAAAAGAUAUCUGUGAUCAAUAUCAAUUCUUUUGUCUAUUUCAAUUCUCUGUUGCACUUUUAAUUUAUAAAAUUAUUUAUGAAAUGGAGGGAAAACAAGAAAUGUAUGUAAAUAUUUCGGGUACCUUCUGACUGAAAAUAAUAUGCUAAAGAAAUAUUAUAUUGAACUGAAUAGUAAAAUACAAUAAUAGAUAUUAAAUAUUAAGACUAGGACUACUUUCCAUCAAGUUUUGUGUGCAUAUUCAAACAUGUAUGUAAGGAAAGUUAUAUGUAAAAAAAAUUGGUGUAAUUUACUAUUUUCUGUUAUUUUCAUGUUUUUUUGAGGGGUAUUUGUUGUUAUUGCGCUGGUGUAAUAACAUUAUGAGAAGAACUAAGUUUAAACUUUUGAGGUAGUUGCAAAAUGUUAUGGUCAGAAGCUUUUUUAUUGAUCGACAUAAAUGAAGUUUCUUAUAUGACACUAGUUAGUAACUUCAUUUCUUUUUUCUAUGAUAUAAAUUUUUAAACAUUAUUAUUAUUAUUAUUAUUAUUAUUAUUAUUAUUUUGAAAAAAGUGUAAUCCAUUUUUGUACAUAUGUAUACCAGAUUUGGAAAAAUGCCAAAUCAGGUGGUUGUGAAAAUCACAUUCCAGGUUGUAAUUACAUAAUACUGUUAUGUAUAUUUGUCACCAUUUGUAAUGUCUCUUAGAAGGUAAUCAAGUUAUGAAAGAAUAAAAAUUGUUUUCUUUUGCA
Stegodyphus dumicola is the source of this 10713-nucleotide messenger RNA. RefSeq names its product serine/threonine-protein kinase 10-like. Lineage: Eukaryota; Metazoa; Arthropoda; Arachnida; Araneae; Eresidae. Gene Ontology annotation, biological process: protein phosphorylation. Gene Ontology annotation, molecular function: protein serine/threonine kinase activity; ATP binding. The record is from RefSeq and is a predicted model, not a curated record.